Nilaparvata lugens (brown planthopper) is the source of this 9725-nucleotide messenger RNA. It is a transcript of the gene Not1, whose product is annotated as CCR4-NOT transcription complex subunit 1. Gene Ontology annotation, cellular component: P-body; CCR4-NOT core complex. Gene Ontology annotation, biological process: nuclear-transcribed mRNA catabolic process, deadenylation-dependent decay. NCBI's taxonomy places the organism in Eukaryota, Metazoa, Arthropoda, Insecta, Hemiptera, Delphacidae. The record is from RefSeq and is a predicted model, not a curated record. Gene Ontology annotation, molecular function: molecular adaptor activity.
UAGAGUGGGGGUAAACGAGAACAGAAUCAGAAAUGAAGUGGAGUUGUACAGAAACCAGAGAAAUUUUGUAUAAUAGUUUUGUCUACAGUGUUUCUAGUGAAAUCAUGUUAAUCUGAAGUCGGUAGAUUUAUAUUCAUCCCGAUGUUGGACUUAAACUUUUGCUUAUAUCCUGAUUAUUUCUUAUUUAUUAGCCAGUUUUGCCAGGGAAGCAUUUCGUGGAUACCUAAGAAAGCUUCAAACAAGUUUGAAGCUUUCGAGGCCGUAUUCAUGGAACUAUGAACCUGGACUCGUUGUCUUUUACUUUGUCACAAAUAAGUUAUUUGGUUACGAAUUUAUCGAAGAAAAAUUACAAAUCCAGCGUACAGGAAAUAUCUCAAUUGACCAGCCUUUACGGUUGUGAAGCAGACCGGCAUCUGUUACGUUGCCUGCUGUCGGCGGUGGAGUGGAGUGGCAGUGCGCAUGCGCAGUGGUCCUCAGGUCCUACUCCUCAGGUGCAGCUGUUGGCUCAGGAGUGCGCCGCUCUGCUCGCCAAGCCGGCCCUCGUCUCCAAUCUCUGUUUUGCCAUCGAUCGACCGCUCUACCAUCAAAAGACCUUAAAACCGUCAAAUCAAUUGCUUCCUACACUAAGCAAAGUUCUCAAACUCACGCCUGUUCAAGAAGUCGUAUUUGGCCUUGCCUUACUGCACUCGUCAAAUCCGGAAACUCUUAUCUUUGCCACACAGUUUGUUCGUCAAAAAUUACCAGAUCUUAUUCGGGUUUAUAUAAAUUCUGAAACUGGAAGUACAACUUUACCGGACGGUGGACUCCACGACACAACACCUGAAGUACUCCAUUUGAUCCUGAGCAGUGUGCUGUUCGCAUCCAGUGAGCAUUUUGGUGUUACAACGGAAGUGAAAGAAGUGUUUCUGAAGAACUUGCGAAGGGAUUUUCCGCGAGAACUGGUGCCGGUGGUACUCGCGCCAUUGCUCUACCCUUCCAGCACUGACCUGCCCAUGGACAAAUUGAGUCAAGACUCAUCAUCAAUGGCUAAUACAAUGCACGAGCCGCAAGUAUCACUUGCCGACCUGCUGCUAGAGACUGGCUACUCGUUGUGCGCAAGCGUGGAGACAUGCCGCCAGCACCUGUUGUCCCUGGGUGGUGGUGCGGAUGCCACCCAGCUGACCCCCGCCACAGUGGCGCGCUGCCUGGCGAUGAUGGUGCGAACUCACACGGGCCUCGACCAGGCCGGCUACUGGCACGGCGCCAAGGAUGCGACCGGCGUCCAAGUGGGCGGCGACAAGGCGGCUGUUGACGGGCCCCCCGCCACCUGGGCGAUCGACGUCUUUGUUACGACUGUCAAGGACUUGGUACCGAACCUACAAUGGACAGAAGUAAUGAUUGAACUGGAUCACGCCGAUUUUAUAGUGAAGGACAGGCAGGGUCUGAAUCUAAUUGUAAGUGCCCUGAGGUUGGGCAUUCAAACAUCGCCCAAUGUCUCCUUUCACUGGGACAAAAUAUUCACCGAUCAAGUCUACAAACCGUGGAAGCAUCCCGACUCGCAGCUGUCGCUCAUUCAGCAGUGCUUGAGAAACCCGGACAUUUUCUGCUUCGCUGAUAACAUUCAGCAGACGUUUGUAAUCGACGCCUUGAAAGCACCUCCCGAAAAUGACAACAAAGAAAUUGCCUCAUGGCGCUGCCUGAGCCUGGUGGAGACACUGCUGUGUCUCUCGGAACGCGGCCUCUAUGUGCAGGUGCAGGACAUAAUGAAGUUUCCGAUCCAACACUGCCCCGAUGUGCUCGUUCUGGGACUCAUCCACGUGUCUGGGCCCAUGAAUGUGCUACGCACAGAACUGCUCACCUCGCUCAUACCGCUCUUUCUCGGCAGUCAUCCCAAUUCCAAUACUAUUCUGCACGCUGCCUGGAGCGCCAAGAAUGUGGCUGUGAAACCAGUGGUUAUGCAUGCGAUGGCAGAAUGGUAUCUACUGGGUGACUACGAUCAAGUCAGACUUUCUCGAAUUUUGGAAAUUGCACAAGACCUCAAGGUACUGUACGCUUUAAAAUUUCUCCAAUCACUUCCUUUCAUUAUCGAUCUGGCUUGUCUGGCUUCGAGGAGAGAGUAUUUGAAGCUGGAUAAGUGGCUCGGCGAUAAGAUACGGGAACAUGGAGAGCCAUUCGUUGCCGCCUGUGUCAAAUUCUUGCAGAGACGCUGUCCGCAAAUAGUGGGUGGAAUUGUCAAAGAUGAAAAUCUUCCAAAAGCGGCACAAUUGCCACAGGAGACUAUAACAACAAUGCUACUCUGCCUUCAGAGUUGUGCCGGGAGCAUUCAGCAGGAGCUGGCCGAUGCGAUCCACACCAUGGUGGCCAACUGCAGUCUGCAGCUGAGCAAGCAGCGUCAACCUCCACCUGGAGUGCUGCGCGCGCAUAGGGCCGCCCUUGAUCCCACCUUCUCGCAGUUUGCACAGCCGCAGGUGGACUCGCUAAGCUUGAGCUCGACGCUGGCCGGCAUGAGUCUGGGAGGUGGAGGUGGCGGAGGCGGUGGUUCCCCCUCCCGUCUGCUGAGUGGCCCCCUGCCCCCCUCACCGGGGCCGCCAUUCCUCACGCCCCCUCUGGCCCCUCUGCCGCCUUCCAUCAUGGCCGCCGUGCAGCGGCUGCCUCCGCCUCACCCCACGCCCCACCCAACCCCGCAGCCGCCACAGCAUAUUGACAAGUCCAAGUUGGGAGGUGAGAUCGCCAACCUGUUUCCGGACCCGCCGACCACGGUCUCGAAGGAGGUGGAGGACGAGGCGAACAGCUACUUCCAGCGAAUCUACAACCACCCGCCCCACCCCACCCUCUCCAUCGACGAGGUCCUCGACAUGCUCAAGGCGUUCCAGGAGUCGCAGAACAAACGCGAACGGGAUGUUUACCAUUGCAUGUUGAGAAAUCUAUUUGAAGAGUACCGCUUCUUUCCACAAUACCCAGAGAAAGAGCUGCACACCACCGCACAACUCUUUGGCGGAAUCAUAGAUCAUGGCCUUGUUACUAACUACGUAAUGUUGGGCCUGGCUUUGCGUCUUGUGCUGGAUGCGCUGCGCAAACCUCACGGCACGAAGAUGUACUACUUUGGAAUAGCCGCUCUCGACCGAUUCAAGUCCAAGCUCAAGGAAUACCAGAAGUACUGCGAACAUGUCGUUGCCAUACCGCACUUCAAGGAGUUUCCUGGCCAUUUGAUUGAGUAUUUGGAGUACGGCCUGCAGGGCCAGGAGCCCCCCAAUCGACCACAGGGUCCUGUGCUGCCUGCGGCCAUAAUGCAGGCCCUGAAUGCCAGCACCUAUAAGGCCACGCCCACCACAAUCACCACAACUAUUACGUCAUGCUCUGUUGUUACAAAGACCACCACCACUACAUCUGUUAUGGGCGGACGACCUUCUAUUGCAAAUGCAACUAACAUCGAUACCCUAUUGGUGGCCACUGAAAAAGAUGAGAAGAUGAUUGUACCUCCCGAAGCAAUGCAAGAUAAGGUUGCAUUUAUAUUCAACAACCUCAGUCAACUCAAUCUUCCUGAGAAGUGCGAUGAAUUGCGUGAUCUAGUCACAGAGGAGUUCUUUCCAUGGAUCUCCCAGUAUCUGGUUAUGAAGAGAGCCAGCAUAGAACUGAACUUUCACACACUCUACUCCAAUUUUCUUGAUGUCUUGAAAAUAAACGAUGUCAAGAAAAUGGUGCUUGUUGAAACCUACAGAAACAUUAGAGUGUUGCUGCGUAGCGACAAAGGGAUAGCGAACUUCUCUGACCGGUCGCUGCUGAAAAACCUGGGCCACUGGCUGGGCAUGCUGACCCUGGGCCGCAACAGACCCAUACUGCAGGGUGACCUUGACCUCAAGUCGCUGCUGGCCGAGGCCUACAGCAAGGGCCAGCAGGAGCUGCUCUAUGUCGUGCCGUUCGUCGCCAAGGUCCUUGAGUCCUGCUGCAAGAGUCGGAUUUUUGGUCCUCCAAACCCUUGGACAAUGUCCAUAAUGAACGUGCUUUCAGAACUGCACUCAGAACCCGGCUUGAAGCUCAACCUUAAAUUCGAAAUCGAAGUAUUGUGCAAGAACUUGUCGCUGGAUGUAGCUGAGCUAACACCGGGCAUAUUCCUGAAGGAUCCGGAGAACCUGAAGAAUCUGGAGCACCAGCUGUCGUCGCCGAAGAACGGAGGCAGUGGUGGGGGCGGCAAAGUGGACGCAUCACCCGUGCCGCAGCCGCAGGCUUACAUUGCGGCGCCGCCAGCCGCAGCCUCCACCCCUGUGCCGGUGCCUGCGGCCCCCGCACCACAGCCGCAGCCGCAGUUGCAACAGCAUGUGGUGGUGACUCCGAUGCCAGUCGUGGGAGGAGGAGUGGAAGAGGUGGUGCUGGCCAGCAGUCCAGUGGUGGGGGGAGUAGGAGUGGGAGGGGCAGCCACGCCCACCCCCACUCCGGCCACCCCUCAGCCGGCUGCCCCCGCCCCGCUGCCACCGCUGCCCCCGCCGCCGCCUCCGCCCCCCGAGCCCAGGUUCAGCUACGCACAGCUCAACGUCAACAGCAUUGCACAGCUUGCCGCCCAUGUCACCAUAAACACUCAGCUGGCCCUGUUCCAAGCACACCCCGCCCUGAAGCAACUAGUGCGUCAGGCAGUGGAGCGAUCAGUGAGCGAAUGGAUCCAUCCCGUUGUCGACCGGUCGGUGAAGAUAGCCCUGACCACGGCCGAGCACAUCGUCAAGAAGGACUUUGCCCUCGACCCGGAGGAGACGCGCAUGCGCCUAGCUGCCCACCACAUGGUGCGCCAUCUCACCGCCGGCAUGGCUAUGAUCACGUGUCGCGACCAGCUCAUGAUCGCCAUCAGCAACAAUCUCAAACAGUUGUUGGCCAAUGCGCUCUUGGGCGCUCCAGCACAGAAGGAAUUGAUCGAGCAGGCAGCCACCAUCUCAGCCCAGGACAACAUCGAGUUGGGUUGCGCCUUCAUUCAGAAGACAGCCGUCGAGAAGGCUCUAUCAGAAGUCGACAAACACCUUAUGCCUGAAUUCGAGCGCCGGAAGAUGGCCCGCCAGGAAGGCAGACGCUACUGCGACUCGGCCACACUGACCUACCAGGCAGAGCGCAUGCCCGAGCAGAUUCGUCUGAAGGUGGGCGGGGCGUCGCCGCAGCAGAUGGCCGUCUACGAGGCGUUUGCGCGCAACAUCCCCGGCUUCCAGCCGCUCACCGAACGCGAGCUGCAACUCUUCAUGCCGCAAACUUAUAACGCGACGGACGAUAUGAGCGUAUUGUACGACAAAUUGAUUUCCGAUUUCGAGUGCUAUAUGCAAACAAUGUUGGCGAGUUCGUCGACCAGCAUGCAGAUUGGACCGAUUCACUCGCUCACCGAAUGUCUGGUGAUGACACGCCGCACCAGAGAUACGAUGACAGCUGUCACACUUAUCCAAAAGGCGGUGGAAGGACUGUUGGAUGGCUCGGCUGCCGGCAACGACCCGGAAGCGAUAGUUCGCUACAGAGAACUACAUCUGCGUGUACUCAAGACACUGCAGGACCCUCGUGCUUACGGCAUCCAGUGGAUCAACAAGCAGGUGACCCGGUGCCUGAUGGAGAGCCGCGAAGAGUAUCGCUACAACGUGGAGGCGGUGGACAUGCUGAUCAGGCAGCAGCUGGUGAAUGUGGCGCAGUACGACCAGCACAUUGCGCUUUCGAUGGAGAGUGGCAUCAACUAUGUGGCGGUGGCGUUCGCCAUGCAACUGGUGCAGCACUAUCUGGUCGACGACCGCACCAACCAGUAUGUCACCGAGCAGGACCUCUGCAACACUAUCGAUGUGCUGCAGCGCAUUGCGCUCUACCAUCGCCAGCCGCCUGAGGGAUUGGCGACAUUGAUUGAGGUGCUGCGCUCUGGCCAUGAUCCCAACUAUAUUGGUGACCGAGCACCAGGAGGUCCCACUGCCCAAAUACACUCGGGCAUUCUACAAGUCAGGGCCAGAGACUACGAAGAUCCACCCGGCUUGACAGAGAAGACAGAGUUUCUGCUGAGAGAGUGGGUCACCAUCUACCAUUCCAACACCAAGGACCCACAGAAGGCAUUCAGCUGCUUUGUCCACCAGAUGAACCUGCACGGCAUCCUGAAAACGGACGACCUGAUCACGCGCUUCUUCCGACUGAGCACCCAGAUGGUGGUGGAGCUGUGCUAUCGCCUACUGCCCGACCAGAGCAGCUCACAGGCCAACACUCGCAACAAGAUAUUCCACACACUCGACGCCUUUGUCAAGCUCAUUGCGCUGCUCGUCAAGCACUCUGGCGACUCCACCAACACCGCUACCAAGAUUAAUCUCCUCAACAAGGUGUUGGGCAUAGUGGCAGGCGUUCUAUUGCAGGACCACGAGGGCCACCAGUUGGAAUUCCAGCAGCUGCCCUAUCACCGCCUCUUCAUCAUGCUCUUCCUAGAACUCAACUCGCCCGAGCCCAUUCUAGAGGCCAUCAGCUUCCAGGUGCUAGCCGCCUUCUGCCACACACUACACAUCCUGCGUCCAGGCACGCUGCGGGUGCUGCUUGUCCUGCUGCACGACUUCCCCGAGUUUCUCUGCGACUAUCACUAUGGCUUCUGUGACGUCAUACCGCCCAAUUGUAUACAGAUGCGCAACCUAAUCCUGUCAGCGUUCCCGCGCAACAUGCGACUGCCCGACCCGUUCACACCCAACCUGAAGGUGGAUAUGCUGUCUGAGAUCUCGUUGGCGCCGCGUGUGCUCACCAGCUAUGCCUCCAUCAUCCAGCCGGCCACCUUCAAGAAGGACCUCGACUCCUAUCUCAAGGCACGCGCGCCUGUCACCUUCCUCUCCGAACUGCGCAGUAACCUGCAGGUGUCAAACGAGCCAGGCAUGCGCUACAACAUUCCUCUGAUGAACGCACUGGUGUUGCACGUGGGCUCUGAGGCGAUCGGCUUCAUUCGCAAGAAGGGUUUGGCACCCAACAUGUCCACCAUCGCCCACUCGGCACACAUGGACAUCUUCCAGAAUCUCGCCGUCGAUUUGGACACUGAAGGGCGCUACCUGUUCUUGAACGCAAUUGCGAACCAGCUGCGCUACCCGAACAGUCACACACACUACUUCAGUUGCACUCUGCUCUACCUGUUUGCCGAGGCCAACACCGAAGCCAUUCAGGAACAGAUCACCAGAGUCCUUCUGGAGAGACUAAUUGUGAACAGGCCGCACCCGUGGGGACUGCUAAUCACAUUCAUCGAACUAAUCAAAAAUCCCAACUACAAGUUUUGGAACCACGAGUUUGUUCACUGCGCUCCCGAAAUUGAAAAGCUUUUCGAGUCGGUUGCGCGAUCCUGUAUGGUUCCAAAACAGGUACAGGCCCAUGCCGAAAAUGAACUUCCUGAAUUAUAAACCACAUUUUGAACCUAUCAUUCGCCUCAGACAAAAAUGUAAAAGAAUUCCCAGUUUCGUAUAUCAAGUGUUACUACAUACAUAAGUCAUUGUGAUGAGUUACAAGGGUGUCAUUGUGAUGGUUUGUACACUACCUAUGAUUAUAUCAUAUGUUUAUCUCGAUAUUAUAACAUCUAUGAUAGUGUCAUAUGCUUAUUUCGAUAUUAUACUAUUAUAUUGGUCUGACAAUGUUAGUGUGAAUAGAACAUUGUUCGAAAUAUAUAAUAUAUAACGUAUAUAUACAUAUUUAUGUUGAUUGAUUGCAGUAUUGUUGCUUAUUAUUGAUCUUUUCAUCUUCUAGUCUUAUCUAAUAAGUUUCCUCUAGUUCCUAGCCAUCAAUGGCAUAGUUUCCCUAUGCUCGUAUGAACUCUUGUUUAUUUGGUUCUAUCUCCAGGUCUCCUGAAAAUGUUAUUCCAUAACAAAUUUAUCUUCUGUUGCUUGUUUAGGUAUCUGAACAGUUUUUAAAGCUGUAAUACGUCAGUUUCAAAUGUUAUAUAAUUGCAGAUUUGCUCUUAUUACAGACAUUUUUAAAAUUAUAUUAUAUUCAUCAUUUGAAUCGUCAUCAUUGAGAACUGUCGUCCUAACAAGGUUUUGAUUCAAAGCUGAACGUUUGCGACCUAAAACAACACUUCUAUCUUAGCUAUGCUCCUAGGAAAAUACAAAUUUAGUUCUGGUUAUACUGGAUCAAAAUCUCCCUCUAACAGCUUUGGAGGCUUCACACGUAGCUGAAAAUCUGCCUCAAGGAAAGUCUCAACUUGUGAAUAGAUUAAUUUUUGGAGGGUUUUCCACCAAUUUCUCCAUCCACAAGUUGACAUUUUCCUUGAUGCAGGCCUUCAAAUUUCCCGUUGCAUGUGUAGCUGCUUUUAGUUGUUUUCUUUCUUACAAUAUAAUAAACUGAUGAUUGAGAAAUACAUUAUGGAUAGAGGUAUAUUUCUUAUGAAGAGAUGUUUCUAUAAAGUAUCGGUAGCACUAGAUUUAUGAAUAGAAGCAAGUAAAUAAAAGUUCAUAAUCUGAUUGAUAUGUAAGACUAGAUGAUGAGAAACUUAUUAUAAAACUGGAUCUAGCAAUUUCUCACAGGCUUCUAAGCAAAUAUUAUUUGCAACAAUACUGUAAUGAUAAUUUUCCAAUAUAAAUAUGAACAUUAUGAAGGUACUGUUAUUAAUUUGUGAAAUAUGUAUACUUAUCGAAUUGAACGAUUUUGAAAAUGCGAAACUAAUUAAUUACAAAUGACGUCUAGUCUCCAUUGGUGUUUUUAUGAACAAAUAAAAUAAGUUGAUAAAAGUAUACUAUCGAAUAAAUCAAGUUUGAGAUGAUUUGUGUAAAAACGCUAAUAUCUAGGCUACUAUAUGUGUAAAUUGGGUCAAACAUGUUGCAUUUCUAGAUGUGAUAUCACUUUUUGUUGAAUCUGCAAUUUUGUUGUUGCAAUGUUGUACUCGCUAAGUAUUGUGUCAAAUAUAUGUGAUGUUUAAAGGAUGCCUACCUAAUCUUAACAUCUGAUCAGACCCGUAAGGAGGGUCACUUAUGUGAUUAACAAUUAAAAUUAAUAGCUGAAGUUUGAAAUGCUGUAUGAUAAUCCCUUGUAUUUUUAAAAACGAACGAUUGUUCUUUUUUACUUGCUGUUUGGAGGUCCAGUGUGUUGUUGACCUUGGGACGAUAAUUUAUUUUAGUUAUUUGAUCACUCUUUUCUGGUUUUUUGCGAAGGAUUUUGUCUUUGUUACUUUUAUGUUUUGGUUGUUAGUUUUUCUAGUGUUCAGCCAAAUAUUGUUCUUUGUCGAUGGAACAUUUGCGGUUUUUUGGGCUCUGUUCUCGCUAAUUGAAUAUACAAUAAUUCUUAGCCCUCAUCUUGCUUGACCCUGACUAUCCUUAUAAACAACCUAUGUAAAACUGGCAAUCAAAUUAUUGUAUGCCUAGACCGACCGACCCUUGCAGUAGUUUUACCGGAUUGGAAUUUGUGGGAAUUUUGAUCAAAGUGAGUUGAGUUUUAUUAAAAUAUCAUGAUUGUGAAUUGAUUGAAAGUUAUUUUCAAUUUAUGUAAGAAAACUGAAUUGAAAUAGAAUAUGAGAGAUGGCUCUGGAUUCAGUCUUCGGAUAGAACGUUUCUGUGCAUCAUGUGGCACAAUAAUUUCAUUAGUUUCCAUUAAUUUAUAAGUAAUGUGCAUAUAUUUUAGAAUGAGGUUGUUCAUAUUCGGUUUAAGAACUUAUAACAUUGGUUGGUGUGGAUAUUUUAUUAUAAAGAUUUAUUCUCUUGUGUUGAUACUUAUUCUUAGUUUUUCUGUAAUAAUACAGUAUAUAAUGUAUUUAAUGAUAAUUUGAAAUAGUAGAUUUUACAUACAUUGAUUUGUAACUA